Molecule: messenger RNA, 3727 nt
Organism: Hypoxylon fragiforme
Lineage: Eukaryota; Fungi; Ascomycota; Sordariomycetes; Xylariales; Hypoxylaceae
Product: ARM repeat-containing protein
Exons: 5
Coding region: 182-3265 (1027 amino acids)
Biological process (GO): protein import into nucleus
Cellular component (GO): nuclear envelope; cytosol
Molecular function (GO): small GTPase binding
Source: RefSeq, a predicted model, not a curated record
AUUUGAACAUUUUGACCGCUUUCAGAUUUCAACACAAAACAUUUCUGUCAAGGUUACCGAAGCCAAGCCAACCCGAUUAACCUUAGACUCACUUCCAUUCCCAACCGUAAACAGUCAAAAUCAAUUUCGUCACUCAUUUGACGCGACUGGAUUGCGAGACAAUUCCAAGGACCCGAACAAAAUGGAGGACCAACUCGUCCAGGUCCUGGCUAGCACCCAGCUCACUGCCGAGGGUCCAAGAAAGCAAGCUGAGAUUGAGUUGAAGCAAGCGAGCCGAAAUCCUGCAUACCCGCUCUCCCUCACCAACAUCGCACGACACACUUCUAUUUCAGUAGAAGUUCGACAAUCUGCCUUGUCAGCUUUGCGCCUGUUCAUCGAACGAAACUGGGGCGGCGACAGCGAGGAUGGCCCCGCAAUCCCCAUCGCCGAUUCCAUUAAAGAUCAGAUCAGGCCCAUGAUUCUUGACCUUGCUCUGAAUUCAGAGGACGGUAACAAGAUUAAGACAGGUGCAAGUUUUGUCGUCGGCAAGAUUGCCAAUGUUGAUUUCCCUGAACAAUGGCCUUCGCUCCUACCUACUCUCCUCGAAAUAAUCCCGAAUGGCAACGAAGGACAACUUCAUGGAGCCCUGAUUGUCCUCCGCGACCUAGUCGAGGAGAGCUUGAGUGACAAUCAAUUCUUCUCCAUGGCUCGCGACAUUGUCAAGGUUGUAUACGAUGCUGCAAUCAAUGAGAAUCGAAAACCGACUCUACGCGCUCUUGCCGUUUCUGUCUUCCGAGGCUGCUUCGAUCUCAUGGAUACUGUUAAGGAGGAACAUCCGAAAGAAGUCCAGCAAUUUGCGGAGGAGGCAAUGAAGGGUUGGUUUCCCUUCUUUCAGCAAGUUAUGAAGCUGCGGUUGCCCGAGCCCGAUGCUCCCUUGACGUCGCAGCAGCCAGCAAGUUGGAACGGCAUAAUAGCCCUGAAAUUACAGUCUGUGAAGUGCCUCAUGAAGUUGAAGCUUGUCUUCCCGCAACUCUUAUUGCCCGAGACGCCCCAUUUCUUCCAGGCGAUUUGGGAAGAACUGUCGCUCCUAGAAAAAUCGCACGAGACGAUGUAUAUUGAGAAUGAUGCGCAAGGUAGACUUGAAGACUCCGACAGCCUUCCAUAUACUCUAGACUUCCUUGUCUUGGAAGAGUUGGACUUCCUGAACGGCUGUAUGCGUGCACCACCAGUCCGAAAAGAACUCGAAGCACAACUCGCCGCCCAUUCUUCUGCGCACGAAACUCCUUGGGUUCUGGAUUUGAUGAAGCUCGCAUCAUCGUAUGCUCGCAUCACUCUAGAAGAGGAGGACCUGUGGGAUAUAGACGUCUCGUUAUAUCUAGCUGAGGAGCAGUCAUUGAGCGCUAACUACACUCCCCGAACUGCAUGUGGAGAUCUUCUUAUCAAGCUUGGCGAAUGGUUGAACCAGAAGGCAUUGGAAGGUCUCUUCGCUCAUACGAAGAGCCUCUUUGUCGAAGAAGCACCUUGGAGAAAGCAGGAAGCGGCUCUGUUCUUACUCAACAUGCUCGUGAGCGAUUUCCUCGAGUGUAACAAGACCAUACCACCAGAGAUCGGCCAAGCAAAUCUCGAGUUAAUCAAUUUUGCCAUUAACCGCACCACACAACCCCUACUCCGAGCCCGUGGUUAUCUGGUUGCCGGCAUACUAUCGCAGUUUGAUGGAGCAACAGCCCCGCUUGCAAAUCUCAUGAGCCAAACAAUUAACGCCAUCACGGCAGAAGAGUCCGAGCUUGUGCAGGUUGCGUGCAUUAAGGCGGUAGAGGGAUUCCUCCAGAGCGGAAGCGCUGUUGGUAAUAUUCAGAUCCAAGCGCAAGUGGUAAACGCAAUCUCACAGUGGAUGUCAAUAAAAGACAUGACCGAUCUUGAGGACGCAGAUGAUUUGCUAGUUACUCUCACGGAAACGCUCCGAGCUGCUAUCAAUAUUGACAAACGAGUUGCUGUAUCUAACGAUAUACCAGCCCUAGACUUACUCUUCCUCAUUGCCAAGCAUGGCUCGACUAACUGGCAGGUAACCAUGCUCAUUUGCGAAGAGUUCGAAGAUAUUGUCAGAUCAAUGCCGGAUCCUGCUUCCUACCAUCUGCUUUGCCAGAAGGUACUCCCUUCGUUAACGGGCGCAUUCAACGUUGCUGAUGUCACUUCGGACAACCCUCUAAUUACAUUUGCAACAGAAUUAAUGGCGUCCCUCACCCAAUACGCCUCGGAGCCCCUUCCUCCCGGGUUUGUUGCGGCCACUCUACCCAAGCUUAGUCGCUUGCUCAUGGAGAGCAAUGAGGGAGACAUUCUUCGGCCUGGUGCAGAAUCAGUCAAGUAUCUCUUGGCGCAUGAUUAUCAACAAGUGUUGAAUUACCAGGAUGAGAACAACAGAUCUGGACUCGAGGUUUGCCUUCAUAUCAUUGACCGUUUACUUGGACCUUCUAUCGAGGAUAACGCGGCCUCCGAAGUGGGUGGCCUUGCAGCUGAGCUGGUUGAAAAGGCAGGCCAUGAACGACUCGGACCAUUCCUUCCACAGCUUCUACAGGCUGUAGCUAAUCGACUAGCCACUGCUGAGGCCGCUCCAUUCAUACAAUCUCUGAUUCUGGUUUUCGCUAGACUCUCCCUGGUGGGCGCUCAUGACGUUGUCGAAUUUCUCAGCACUAUCCAGAUCAAUGGUCAGCCUGGCCUGCACAUCGUCGUAAGCAAAUGGCUUGAAAACUCUGUCAACUUUGCCGGUUACGAUGAGAUUAGACAGAAUGUCAUCGCCCUCUCCAAGUUAUUCAGCUUGAACGACCCCCGCGUUGCCCAGAUUAUGGUGAGAGGUGAUAUGAUCAUGCCCACUAGCGAUAGAAUCCUAACGCGAUCUCGUGCACGUCAAACACCAGACCAAUAUACCAUUGUGCCGGCCCCGCUUAAGAUCCUGAAGGUUCUAAUUGAGGAACUUCUUUCGGCUUCAGGUUCUAACAGUGCGGCAGCUGCUGCAGCAGCUGUUGCGGCUGAGUUUGGAGACGACAACGAUGAUGAUGGCUGGGAAGAUGACCCCGAUACCAUUGACCUUAACCUUGGCAGUGUUAAGAAUGAUCUCAUGGGCUUUUUGGAAGCCAGCAACAUGCGUCACCGAGAUGACGAAACCCAAGCUUUCCUGACGGAAUUCUUCCUAUCAGCCGCGCGUGACAAUGUCGCCGGUUUUGGAGAGUGGUACAACCAGUUGACAGAGGAGGAGAAAGCCAAACUGAACGAGCUCUCUCCAGCACAAUGAUGUUGAUGCUCAGCAGUCGAAUAGUCGCAUGGCUAAUCCUUAGAUUACAUGCGUCGCAUGAGUACCUUCGGAGUGAUUUGGACUUAGGCUUGGGUAGUAAGUGACCUUUCGGUGACUUCGAGUUGUUGGGUGCCGGGCGGAGACUCGUCAGAGUUAUAUGCAAUGAAUUACACACAAGGAGUUUAAUACCCUAGCAUGAUGGGCAACGAUGACAUGAGGAUUAGGGAGAUCAUUGCCUAUGGCAUGGUAAAGUCCCCAAGUAGUAAAUAAUGUUUUACUGCCUAGGUAGUGAUCUAAUCCUACGGGCCUGCGCUUAUAGGUAUUGGUGUAUUUAUCAAAUGCUGUCGGCUUUGGUAAAUAUAUAAGAGCAAGAUGCAGUCACCUGGUAGUUAGUUAGCUAGAUCUCUAGGCGACGUGCUACUAAAUCAAACGGUAUAAAUGAUGAACAAAUCACUUCUGGUA